UAUCGGGCUGCCUGACAAAUAAAUGAAACAAACUGUGAUAUAUAUAACUAUCUCUUUCAUACUCGCUAAUCUAUUCACAUUAAAUCCACUCAGUGGCCUUGUGUACGUGAUAACAGACGUCUCGCGACGUAAACGUAACGAAUAUUUUUUCUCAUCAAUUUUACUGAGAGAAGAUGAAAUUACAGUAAAAACGGUGUUACCUAAACUUUUUCAACUAUUUUUUGGAAUUCAAUUAAUUGGACAACACACAAAGUUAGCUAAACAUGAGUCCACAAAAUGAGUUUAACUUUCAUGUGAUUGAGUUAUUAGAACAUUCAAACAUACAUCUUGAAAAAUACGUGUGCGUUCCGAAUUCUCGGAUAUUUUUACGUGAAACAUCAGAUGGUCCAGUUCUUGUACAUUUUCCUGCUAACGAAGAAAUACCAGAAAUAAAUACAUAUUUUGAGAAAAAAGAAUUCUCAGGAAACUUACCACUUCAUUUGGGUAAUAUAAAAUACAGUACAAUGUCCUUUGAAGAUGCAAUCAACUAUACCAAGAUACUGAAUAUAAUGUUCGAUGAAGAGCAAAGCAGCACGGAAAUAGUCGAAAAUGUAUCAUCUACUUCCAAGAAGAAAGUAUUUGAGUCACAAUCCACCUCAGGAGGAAGAAAAAUGAGUAAACAAAAUCAGUUUAAGUUUCAUGUGAUUGAAAUUUUGGAACCGUCAAACAUAGUUGUUGAAAAAUAUGUGUGCGUUCCGAAUUCUUGGAUAAUUUUACGUAAAACAUCAGAUGGUCCAGUUCUUGUACAUUUUCCCGGUAACGAAAAACUACCAGAAAUAAAGAAAUGUAUUGCGAAACAAGAAUUCUCAGGAAACUUAAAACUUUAUUUGGCUAACCUAAAAUACAGUACAAUGUCCUAUGAAGACGCAGUCAACUAUAUCAAGAUACUGAAUAUAAUAUUCGAUGAAGAGCAAAGCAGCACGGAAAUAGUCGAAAAUGUACCUUCCACAUCCAACAAGGAAGUAUUUGAGUCACAAUCGAGCUCAGAAACAAACAAAGUCAGUACAAUUUCAACUCUAAACAGUGAUGCUAAAGCAGUUCUAAAAGAAAUAACAGAAAUACCAGACUUGAUUAAAGCAGAGGGGAGAAUAAACCAAAGUAAAAGUAAAAUUGAAGUUGCCGAUUCAUCUCCCAAAGCCAGAAGAUGUUCAAAAAACUCACAUGGAAUAUCUUUAUCAAGCAACAACACCAUAAAUUUACCAGAUCCAACUACAAAAGAGAAUCUUCCGAAAACUAGCCAUUGUGUAAAAGAUAAGACUAACAAUAAUCAAGAAAAUGAUCCAUCAGCAAAUAACUCUUCCAUGUUAGUCACUAAAUAUCAAAAUAUAAUGGCUCUAGAGUCAAUACUUGGUGAUAACUACGAAGAAAAAUUGGAACAACUACAAGAAGCGUUUGAUAAUAAACAAUUAUUCUUUAAGGAAAAGCAGGAUUCGUUUAUGAAACAUAGUAACAUCACUAAACAAUUUAUCGAUCUAAUUAACGAAGCCAAAAAUAGUUCUGACAUUAGUGAUCUAGAUUCAGCAGUGAGAGAAAUAGAAAAUUGUGCGAUGGAACUGGAUAUAAAUAAAAAUGAUGUUAAUCUACUUCAUCACACAAUAAGCGGAUCAAAAAAUGAUUCAGGAAAAACUGGAGAAAUGGAACAUAGUGUAGGAAAUAGUGACGGUACAGAAGUUGAAAAUAUUAAUCCAUUGAAGGUCAAUAGUCAAGCGCGCAAUUUUAUUUUACCACCAGAGUACGAUCCGAAUGAUUCAAGAUGGACCCUAAAAUAUCAGGAAAAGGAAAUUGGUCUUGUCGAACUGCUACCAGCUUCACGUGUGUACGUAAACAAAAUUCAAUUAAGACAUUGUAUAAUAACGUCGUGGGACCACAAUGCCCUUGCACGAAAGUUGUUAUUCCUAAUUUUUAGCGAGAACGCAUUAACUAUAUGUUCUCUUCCUGGAGUAAAAUCCAAAAUAUAUUCAGGAGCAACAAUUAUAAGGCCCGGUCUAGAUGAACAUGCAUUAAAUGUUUUAUUGAAUUACAUUCAAAUGCAUGCGGCUGAGCAAAAAUGGCGUAAAUUUGAUUCGAACUUAAUUAUUAAAAGUAUUCGUGGCAAAUUGUACGACAUUAGAAGCAAACGUCAAAAUAUCGGAAACUAAUUAGGCUGUAGGAUUGCUAGCGAGACAAUUUACCGUGGGUUUCUGACAUCAAAAUCUCUGUAUAAAACAUAUCGU
Molecule: messenger RNA, 2252 nt
Organism: Papilio xuthus (Asian swallowtail)
Lineage: Eukaryota; Metazoa; Arthropoda; Insecta; Lepidoptera; Papilionidae
Exons: 7
Coding region: 264-2177 (637 amino acids)
Molecular function (GO): DNA binding
Source: RefSeq, a predicted model, not a curated record